UCAAGGAUUAAAUCAGUUCGGACUCGGGCUGGGAGGCAUUAGACCGCACUGGUCAAACAGCAGGAACAUUAUUAACGCUGCUACCUUUAAUGCGUCUCAGAGACUUUAAAAACCUGCAGAUAUCCUGCAGGUGUCAGCGGUGCGUAAAAGUGUAGCCCGACAAGUCGUGCGUAAAAGUUUCCCCUUUCCUUCGGAGACCAUGCGCAGCUUCUCGGAGCCACGCGCCUUUCCCGCGCGAGGCGGAGAUGCAGCCUGUCUCGGAACUAUCUUGGCCUCAUCCGAUCCCGGUUCUGAUGCCAUCGCGGACCCGGUGAGCCACUCGGCGUCCCCGGAGCAGUCUCCGGUUCUGUACAGGCUUCCUGACACUCUGCAGAAAGAAGAAACGACAGAGGAUGAGCCCAAACUUUAUCUGGAGGCCAGCGACCUUUGGACACAGUUCCACAAAUGCGGCACUGAAAUGGUCAUUACAAAAUCUGGGAGGCGCAUGUUCCCGCCGCUCAGGGCCCGCUGCACCGGGAUGGACACAGAAGCCAAGUAUAUUUUUCUGAUGGACAUCGUGACGGCUGAUGACUGCAGAUAUAAGUUCCACAACUCCCGCUGGAUGGUGGUGGGGAAGGCGGACCCGGAGAUGCCCAGACGCAUGUACAUCCACCCGGACAGCCCGGCCCCGGGCGGGCACUGGAUGUCCAGAGUGGUCAACUUCCACAAACUCAAGCUGACAAACAACAUCUCCGACAAGCAUGGAUUCACCAUUCUGAACUCGAUGCACCGAUACCAGCCCCGGUUCCACAUCGUGCAGGCCAGCGAUGUGCUGAGCCUCCCGUACAGCACCUUCAGGACCUAUGCAUUCUGGGAGACGCAGUUCAUCGCAGUCACAGCCUACCAGAACCACGAGAUAACACAGCUGAAAAUAGACAACAAUCCUUUUGCGAAGGGAUUCAGAGACACGGGCAACGGAAGAAGAGAAAAGAGGAAACUAGAACAGUCAUCACAAAAGUCUAAAGAGAUGCGGCUGACUGACAUGAAAUCUGAACCUGUAAAAGAAUCAUCUGCACAAUAUUCAGACAAUUCCAAAUCUUCAGGUGUUCAUGGAAGCGACAGUGACAAUGCUGACAAUGUCGAGGACGAUCCUUGGCACGAGUUGUGCGGAAGCAGCACUAAGCCGAAGGUUUCCCUAGCAGAGAGGACAGGGAGAGAUUGGGGCCCCAGACAAAGCCCUGUCCUCACAAGUUCCCCUGGUGGAGCGGGCUGCUGCGAGCCUCAGCACUCAGAGACACAGCCAAUGGGCAGGCUGUGCAGAGGAUCAGUCUAUCCACCGGACUGUAACCCAAAUCUGUGGGAUCCCAGUAUCCCCAGCAGUCUUCUCCACUCGGCUCAGGUUAACACCUGGACCAGCGGGGCCACUGCGGUAACAGGAAGUGGACAGAGCCUGGCAGCAGCGGGCAGGACUCCAGGACCUCCAGGGAUCCCGGUGCAGGAGCUGGUGAGCCUCUCACACUUUGGAGGCUUCCUGUUUUAUCCCUACUCCAGCUUCUCUGCAGCACCAGUCCACUACCUCCUCCCACCUGUGCGGUCCCGAAUGGAUUUCCGUGCCCAUCCGAGCGUCCUCAGCCGGGACUACGUCCCCCCUCCCAUCAUGGCUUCAUCUGCUCCUGCUUUGGGGGGUGCUGGACUGAGAUAUCAUGCACUUGAUUGGCUAAUGCUACCCAAAACAGAGCAGAAGGAUUCUGUGGACAAAGAAGUUGAGUUUAAAAAAUGAAAUUGAAAAUGAAAUUGAUGUCAGUCAAGACGAGUCACAGACAGGGUGAAAAUAUGAACCAUGUCUGAACUCUAAGUAAAUCAGACAAAUA
Molecule: messenger RNA, 1850 nt
Organism: Perca flavescens (yellow perch)
Lineage: Eukaryota; Metazoa; Chordata; Actinopteri; Perciformes; Percidae
Gene: tbx3b
Product: T-box transcription factor 3b
Exons: 7
Coding region: 200-1759 (519 amino acids)
Biological process (GO): cell fate specification; regulation of transcription by RNA polymerase II; positive regulation of DNA-templated transcription
Cellular component (GO): nucleus; chromatin
Molecular function (GO): DNA-binding transcription factor activity, RNA polymerase II-specific; RNA polymerase II cis-regulatory region sequence-specific DNA binding
Source: RefSeq, a predicted model, not a curated record